This is a messenger RNA of Drosophila eugracilis, 549 nucleotides long. RefSeq lists its product as uncharacterized. Bases 72 to 455 code for a protein of 127 amino acids. The record is from RefSeq and is a predicted model, not a curated record. Lineage: Eukaryota; Metazoa; Arthropoda; Insecta; Diptera; Drosophilidae. Gene Ontology annotation, biological process: cristae formation. Gene Ontology annotation, cellular component: MICOS complex; mitochondrial crista junction. The transcript has a single exon.
UAUGUCAAACUUUCUCAAAAAUAAUCAAACAAUAUUUGGCUACUUAAAAUUCAGUUUUAACUUUCGAUCCAAUGGCUUCCUUUAUUAUCCGAUUGGCUUUGGUGGCUGGUGCGGUCUAUGGCACCAAAGAGCUGGGAAUUUGGAAGAGUGCCGACUACACACAGGACCUAUAUGAAGAUGCUAAGCGGGAGGUGGGUCCCCCCACCGAAGACCUAAUGAGCAGAUUCUGCUGCUGGCGGUGUGAGAAUUGCGACCCGGAUGUGGAGGUGAAGCCCUGGCAGGAGUCGAUGGUGGAUGCCUGGAACGAGGCGGUCAAAAAGACCUUCAACGCACUGAAUGUCCAGGUACCCCUCUAUUACAACCGCUUCUCGAACGACCUCCAGCAAAGCAUAGACGACUUGGUCCACACCGAUCAAGAAGUGGUUAUUGCUCCAAAAGGUGGAACAAACAAAUAGUACUACCAAAGAUCAAAAUUAUUUUUGUAGAAAAGAGGAAGUCUCUGAAAUUGAAAAAUGGAAAAACUAAUCAAUUACAGCUUUCAAAACAUUA